This is a messenger RNA of Solanum lycopersicum (tomato), 813 nucleotides long. The record is from RefSeq and is a predicted model, not a curated record. Lineage: Eukaryota; Viridiplantae; Streptophyta; Magnoliopsida; Solanales; Solanaceae.
AGAUACUAUUUUUUUAUGUAGUUGUAACCUCUUUCUGCGAACUUGAUAAUGUCUACACAUGUUGAGGAUUUGCGAUUUUUUUGUCAAUAAUUACUAACUUUGGCUGAUGCUGAUCAGAUUCCAGUUGUCAAUUAUAUUUUUCGCAAUUCUCUCAAGUUGAAGGCCAGUGAUGCGGAAAUAGUCAUGAGCUUGCAUACGGUAACUAGGAAAUUUGUCACCUUAAUAUCACUACUCAUUUCUAAAGACGAUAUCCAAGUUCUUGAAGUUGAUUGGAAAAGGGAUACCAUUGAGGUUCCAAUAGCUUCAAAACUUAGAAUAUUGACUGGUUUGCUACUUCGAGAAAUUAAAGAAUUUUGGCGUGUCGCUCUUCUUCUAUCUAUGCUGCUACAUCCUGUUGACGUUGUGUCCUCUACAAGUUUCUCAAAUGAGAACUUUGAACUGGACAAGAGUAGCGGAUUAUUUAAGACAGUAGAGAAUGCAGUAAGAACACUAGGUCUGGAGAAGGUUUGGGAAAUGAAACCACUGGUUAAUGGAAAGGAAAUUAUGAAUAUUUUGGAGAUUAAAAGUGGAGGGCCAGUUGUUAGAGAAUGGCAACAAAAACUGCUGGAGUGGCAGCUCGCACACCCUUCUGGUUCAGCUGAAGAAUGCAUCGACUGGAUGAAGCAAGCACAGUCAAAACGUGCAAGAACCGAGUAGUUUUGAACUUCAAUCAUAUAAGAGAAGUAUUGAAUAGCUGAUGGAAGAGAAGACGCAAGGUGUUAGAUGUUGCUCGACUCGACUUGACCCUUACAUGCAGAGAAAGAAAUAGGAGAA